Messenger RNA from Zasmidium cellare ATCC 36951, 1044 nucleotides. RefSeq lists its product as uncharacterized. Gene Ontology annotation, cellular component: Golgi apparatus. NCBI's taxonomy places the organism in Eukaryota, Fungi, Ascomycota, Dothideomycetes, Mycosphaerellales, Mycosphaerellaceae. The transcript is spliced from 2 exons. The coding region runs from base 1 to 1044 and encodes 347 amino acids. The record is from RefSeq and is a predicted model, not a curated record.
AUGUAUGUGCCAAAUACACCCUGGACAUGGGCAUUCAUGCUCGUCGUCCUUGGCCAAGCGGUUGCGAGCUUGGGACUGGAGGCAUAUGUGUUUGGAGAGUUCCAGACGAAUCUGCACGUAAAGGACGAUGGCGAUGGCAAGGCGCCUGAGCCUACGAAGACAAUUCCCACAUAUCUGGCUCUGUUCAUCUUCGGAUUCAUAUACGAGCUGGUUCUGGCCUACGAUGCUCUUAGGCUCAAGAACACCAUCCAGGUCAUCGGAGUAUGCCUGUACAACAUUGGCAUGCUCAUCUAUUCGUCCGUGCAGAUGGACCAGGUGAACGAAGCCGUCAAAAAGCUGGUCGAUAUGGGCGACAUUGAUCCUGAGACCUGGCAAAACCUCAAGCCCUUCCUCAUCGCAGCGCCCUGCGUUGUGGCAUUGGGGACUGUGAUGCUCGCAUUCAUCGCCUGGAAGCUCUACAAUGAGUUUGCGUGGACCAUCUACAAGCACAUUUCCGCCGAUCUGCGUCUGAAGAGGCGUUAUCUGACAUAUCAGAUCUACAUCGCCCUGCUCAAGUUCGAUUUCUUCUUCUUCCUCGGCUUCACCGUUCAAUUCGUCGUCGUCGUUACCGGCACCUCCGACUCCGAAUUCUACCUCACGAUCGCGGCCAUCCCAAUCACCAUCAUCCUCCUCUUCCUCGCCGCUUACUUCACCCGCCGCGAAUCCCACAUCGGACAAACCGGCAUCAUCAUCGUGUAUUUUGCGGCAAUGGCGUACUUUGUAUUCAAGCUGGUGCGAAUGUACACACCCGCACGCGAGCAGGACUACAUCGCCAUUCGCAGCUCUCUCACGACUUUCGCGGUUUUGACACUUCUGCUACUGGUGGUAACGAUUGGAACGGCAAUAGCAUGCAUGAUGAACUUCAACAAGGGCCUGAAACCACAUAUUCAGAGGAGAAAGGUCCCGAACACAGGAGAGCUGGACGGAGGCAAGUGGGGAUCUGGAGACUAUAACGGACCACCUCACCCUCUGGGCCAGGUACCGCAGCGCAUGACGAUCGACUGA